Molecule: messenger RNA, 3756 nt
Organism: Rosa rugosa (rugosa rose)
Lineage: Eukaryota; Viridiplantae; Streptophyta; Magnoliopsida; Rosales; Rosaceae
Exons: 15
Coding region: 607-3507 (966 amino acids)
Biological process (GO): proteolysis
Molecular function (GO): cysteine-type peptidase activity
Source: RefSeq, a predicted model, not a curated record
CCUUCCCUCUAAAAAUUGGUCAAAACCCUAGUUGAGGCAAGCAUCAGACAACUAAUUUGACGUAAUUGUGUUGUCUGAUUACAUGUGGGAGUCAACUCAUUUAAUUUUGUUUGUUUUUUUGUCCAAGGCAAAAUUGCCUUAAGGUCUGUCUGUCUAAGCCCGACUUCAGCUUUUUCUCUCUAGUCUCUCAGCUCAACUAAUCUCAAACUGGGCUUCUCGCAAGUCUCUAUCGAAACUGCGGCCAGUGACCAGAGAGUACCCGCGACCGAUUAUCGGACCCUAAUCUCAGAUUCAGCAGCAGAGGGGCAUUUCAAGAAAGCCCUAAUUCAAAUUUCAGCAGCGGCGGUGCAUUUGAAGAAACCCAUGUAACAAUCGUCUGAGAAGAACCCAUUGAAGGAAGAAGAGGAAGGUCCGACAGAUCCUAGAUUGAAAAUUUGGGGGAUUUUCCGGAGGGCUUGAAGUUGUAAUCGACGCGGUUGCAAAGUUUGGUGCCUUUUGUUUCAAUCACUAGGGCCUCGGAUUCUUCUGCUCAAGAUUGAAGUGAUCAAAGACUCGCAGCCUUGUCCAAAGUCAAAUCCAAAGUUCAAAGUUCACAGGCUGUAGUAUAUGGAUAAGUCGUGGAUGCACGCCGAUAGAAGAUCACGGAAGUUUGAGCUAGGACUAGCAGAAUUUCUAAAGUUUGCCUCGGCGAAUGCCAGGAAUGAAAGGAAGAUACGUUGUCCUUGUUUAAAAUGCUGCAACACCGAUGGAUUUUCCAUUGGAGUUAUUAAAGACCAUAUAUUCUGGAAUGGUAUUGAUGAGAGUUAUAAGAAUUGGAGGUGGCAUGGAGAGCCUUCUACAUCUUACGUGAAUAGCAGAAUGGGAGGCGAAUCUGAAACUGUAGAUUGGGAACUUGCUAGUGGGGUGGGGGAGAAUGAUGUAGAUAUAGGAGAAAGUGAGGAUGAGGAGAUAUCUGAAGACUCAAAUGAGUUUCUGAAGUAUGUGGAGGAUGGUGAUAAGCCCUUAUACCCUGGUUGUACCAAGACAACCAAGAGAAGUGUAGUGUCUAAGUCCAAGAAGGCUAAGGUAUACCUUAAGUCAGCCUCUGGUAGCAAGCAUGGAAGGAGCAAAAAGCCUGGUAGCAAGCAUGGAAGGAGCAAAAAGCCUGAUAAUGAUGAUGAGAACGUUACCGGUGGGCUGAAGUUGCUUAAAAGGGGUAUGGUGACUAUGAAUCGCAUUUCCAAGCGACUUAUUAGUGGAAGAAGGAUGAAAGUGGAGUGUAACGCUCAAGGGGAACCAAUUGGGAAGGCAGCUAAAGAGAUGCAAUCCUACAUUGGGGUGUUGGCAAGGACAAAGAUCCCAAUAUCUAUACAAGACUGGAGAGAGGUGGAUGUUGAUGAGAAAGACAAGAUUUGGGAAAGUAUUGAGGAUGCAUUUGUGGUGCCCAAAGAAUGGAAGAAACUGGUUCUUACAUCAGCCGCAAAUAAAUGGAGAGAGUUCAAAAGCAAAUUAACCAAGUUGUACAUCAUACCCUAUUUGGAAACCCCUGAACUCUUGCAGUUCCCUCCAGAUGACUAUCGGUCCAUUGAGCAGGAAGAUUGGGAUACCUUUGUUGCUGAUAGGACUUCACAUACAUUUCAGGAACUUCGCCAUGCCCAGAUAUUAAAGAGGAAGGAGAAUAAGUACCCUCAUCGUAUGUCUCGAAAAGGGUAUGCUAAUCUACAGGAAGAACUGUCCGAAAGCACACCUAUUGAAGAACUUGAUCGUGCUACAAUGUGGAUAAAGGCACGGCAAGACAAGACCGGCAGUUUCAAUGGGCCAGCGAUAGAGAAAGCGGUAGAAAAAAUUGAAAUCUUCAAGAAAAAAGUGUCCGAUGGAGAGAUUACAACUUAUGGAUCAGAUGAUGUUCUUACUUUGGCUUUAGGGAGCCCUGAGUAUCCUGGCAGGGUACGAGGUGUUGGUGGCUUUGUCAAGCCAAAUUCGUACUUCAAUCUCCCAAAACGCCGAAAACAAAGUGUAGAAGAGCUUGUGAGGAUAAGUGUUAAGAAGAUAUUGGCGGAGGAGAGACAAAGUAUCAUUGCGGAGGAGAAAGCUAAGUGGGACUUUGAGAGGGAACAACAAAUUGAGAGGGAAAGAGCCAUGUGGGAGGAGAGGUUGAGGAAGUUAGAAUCAAAGGUUGAGGGGAAAGAGGUGCUGGUUGAAUCACUGAAACCAGUGACAGCGGUAAAUGAACUUGAUUAUGCAACUGGCAGCUAUUCCCGACAAAUUGAGCAGGCCUUGAAGGUUUCUGAAGCUGAGGCCACUAAAAAUGUGAAGUUGUUGGAUUUGGCUGAAGUGGCAGAGAAGCUAUCUAAAGACAAGGUUAUUAUCGACAGCAAUGCGAGCAAGAAACUGACGUCAAUUAUUCAGGAUAAGGUACAGUCAGUAAAUGUCAAGUCAGAGUUUAAACUCUCAAUAGGUUCUGUGGACAACAUAGUUGCUUUUGGAACCAUUGUUGAAGUCGAUGUCGAGGCCACACAGCAGACUAUCCAUGGUGUACCAUUGGGAGAGGAAAAUGUACGCAUCUCAAUCACCAAAGCGGUUGUUGCUAAUGCUUUGCUACCAUUUCCUAUCAAAGAUGAGAUUGUGAGAGUUGCCGAUGCGAUUGGCACAUGUGUUGCUUGGCCUAAAAGCUUGGUUAUACCCUCUGAAGUUGUUGAAAAGGAGCAAGAAAACCGUAAAAUUGUGAAAAGGAAAAGGAGGGAUAUGUAUGAAGAUUUUGAUCAUGAUGACCUUGACAACCUGCCCCCGAAACUGCCAUUACCACUAAAGGAGCUCUGCCAAUGGGCCAAUAUAUUCUUGAAGAAUGGGGUCACCAUCCACACCACUUUGGGCGAGGAAAUUUUCGGCCGCCCAAGAAAGGUAGCUAUCUUUAGAAGGGAUGUGUAUGCCAUGACGCACAUGAAGGAGAUAUCUAACAGCACCAUUGUGAUGUAUAUGAGCUGUCUUUACCAAAAGUUGCAGAAAUCUAAGAUGCUGCACAUGAUUGCCUUCAUAGACCCUGCUAAGACAGGUGUGCUUGGGUGUGGGAAUCCAACAGAAAGGGCUCGUUCUCUGUCAGCUUGUUAUGCAAAAGGGAAGUCGGGUCAGAUUUUUUUGGUGCCCUAUAACUCGGGUUGUUAUUGGAUGUUAACGGUUGUGAACCCCGCUGAAGAAGUUGUGCAUUUCAUGGAUCCAUCGAAGAGGCGACUCAUCACCGGAGAAUGGAAAACUAUUGUGGACAACUCAAUCAAAAUAUACAAUGCGCAAAAACAUAAGAAAGGCAGAAAAACAGUUACAUGGAAAAAUUGUGCGGGCAUUCCGGAGCAGCAAGGUGAUAAAACCUGUGGGUUUUGGAUUAUGCAUUACAUGAAGGACAUAGUGGAGGAUAAGAACCAAGAGUGGAGUGCUAAGUGGGACAGAAAAGCAAGCAACAUGUACACACAAAAUGAUAUUGAUGAGGUUCGGGCCGAGUGGGCACAAUAUGUUGCCCAAUUUAAAGAAAGCUAGUGCCUAACUCUUUCAUAUAUAUCUGCUUUUAGACAUGCAUCACUUAUAUAACCCAGAUCAGAAAGCUAUAGGUUCUAGUUUUUUGCUCUACAUGCUCGAUACUGUGAUGUUUUUUGGGUUGCCUUUAUCGAUCAUGUCUUGUGUUUCUUGGAUGGGUUGUAUUGAACUUAGGCAUAGCAAAUUGUGUAAUAUACUGAAUGAUUUGCCAGUUUGAUGAAAUGACAUUUUCUGGAUUUCCAGAUUACUUAA